Messenger RNA from Protobothrops mucrosquamatus (brown spotted pit viper), 3460 nucleotides. It is a transcript of the gene PACSIN2, whose product is annotated as protein kinase C and casein kinase substrate in neurons 2. The record is from RefSeq and is a predicted model, not a curated record. Gene Ontology annotation, cellular component: cytoplasm; plasma membrane; endosome. NCBI's taxonomy places the organism in Eukaryota, Metazoa, Chordata, Lepidosauria, Squamata, Viperidae. The transcript is spliced from 11 exons. The coding region runs from base 120 to 1574 and encodes 484 amino acids. Gene Ontology annotation, molecular function: protein binding; phospholipid binding. Gene Ontology annotation, biological process: actin cytoskeleton organization; regulation of endocytosis; plasma membrane tubulation.
AUCCCUGGCAGGCUGAACUUGGUAUCUCCUGUCUCAGUCUUCUGAUUCUCCCAGAACCCUCUACCAGAAUUUGAAGGACCAGGAUUUACGGACACUGGAUUGAAGCAAGGUGGCUUGAGAUGUCUGGCUCUUAUGAGGAUUCUGUUGAGGUUUUUAGUGGUAGCUUUUGGGAGGUUGGAAAUUACAAGCGGACAGUGAGGCGCAUCGAUGAUGGAUAUAGACUUUGUGGUGAUCUUAUGAACUGUAUUCAUGAGCGUGCAAGAAUAGAGAAGGGUUAUGCGCAACAGUUAACCGAGUGGGCAAAACGAUGGAAACAACUUAUAGAAAAAGGGCCACAGUAUGGGACCGUUGAAAGGGCUUGGCACGCCUGUAUGUCUGAAGCGGAAAAAGUAAGCGAAUUACACCUAGAAGUAAAAAGUGCUCUCAUGAAUGAAGACUUUGAAAAAAUAAAGAACUGGCAGAAGGACUCCUUUCACAAGCAAAUGAUUGGUGGAUUUAAGGAAACUAAGGAAGCGGAAGAUGGGUUUAGGAAGGCUCAGAAACCAUGGGCUAAAAAGCUAAAAGAGGUGGAAGCUUCUAAGAAAGCACAUCAUACAGCAUGCAAGGAAGAAAAAAGUGCCAUAUCCAGAGAGGCUAAUAGCAAAGCUGACCCAGCAUUGAAUCCAGAACAACUAAAGAAAUUGCAAGACAAAAUUGAUAAAAGUAAACAGGAUGUGCUUAAGACAAAAGAAAAGUACGAAAAGUCUCUUAAAGACCUGGACGGUGCUACACCUCAGUAUAUGGAAAACAUGGAACAGGUUUUUGAACAGUGUCAGCAGUUUGAGGAAAAACGUCUGCGUUUCUUCCGAGAAGUUUUGCUGGAAGUCCAGAAACAUCUUGACUUGUCUACUGUUUCAAGCUAUAAAAAUAUUUAUCGUGACAUGGAGCAGAGCAUUAAAGCCGCAGAUGCUGUUGAAGAUCUAAGGUGGUUCAGAGCUAAUCAUGGACCUGGCAUGUCUAUGAAUUGGCCCCAGUUUGAGGACUGGUCAGCUGAUCUGAACCGUACUCUAAGUAGAAGGGAGAAAAAAAAGGCAACAGAUGGUGUGACUUUGACCAGUAUUAACCAAACAGGAGAUCAGCAGUCGCCGCAUAACAAAAAUAGCAGCAACGUUAGUGUCCCGAGUAACACAGUGCAGUCAGUACAGCCAAGUUACAAUCCCUUUGAAGAUGAAGAAGAUUCUGGAAGUACUGUCAGUGAAAAGGAGGACAAUAAAAUCAAAAAUGUUAGCAGCUAUGAGAAAAACCAGAGUUUGACAUCUGAAUGGUCUGAUGAAGAAACAAAUAAUCCGUUUUCAUCCAGUGAGGCCCAAGGAGAAUCUAAUCCAUUCGAUGAAGAUGUUUCCCCUUCUACAGUGGAAGUGAAAGUACGAGCCCUCUAUGAUUAUGAAGGCCAAGAGCAUGAUGAAUUGAGCUUUAAGAUUGGAGAAGAGCUAACUAAAAUAGAAGAUGAAGAUGAACAAGGAUGGUGCAAAGGUCGUCUGGCCAAUGGACAAGUUGGGCUCUAUCCUGCAAAUUAUGUAGAACCAAUCCAGUGACAAAUAAUUCUGAACAUGAUAUAAUAACAACCAGUCAACAUGAUGCCUGUGGUUCACUAUAAGAGGAACUGAAAUAUAUCUAUUGAUCUAUCUACGUAUAUAUCUUUUAAUGCAAUGAAAUGAUUGAUUCCUAUGUUCCUUCAGCAAUCUCCAAUGGUUCAGGCUGAAACCUUAGGAAAAGGUUGGCAUCUUGAUAGCACAAAGUCAGCAAGAAAGUGACAGCAUUCCUUGUUAUCAUAUUUUAUGAUGACUUUUUUAUUUUGUUCCAAAAUUUGCUAAACCGGUGCCUCGUUUCCUAUAUUUUGGAUGUUAGCUUAUGUCCACUUUUGUUCAAUCAGUAAUGACUUGAUCUUCGUAAUUUGAAAUUUAAUUUUUUAACUGCAACACUGCAUUUGUCAGCAAUCUGUGAAAAAUGCAUUUUUAAAACGUAAAGUUAUGUAGCAUUUCAUUUUUCAUGCAUGGUCUACUUCAUUAGCUGUUACAUAAAUAAUGACUCAGAAGUAUUGUCCUCUCAAUCCUGUACUCUAUUUUUUUCAUGCUGUCAGCAUGGCUUAAUAGUGUAAAAUGCCAUAUAUACUACAGUGUCUAUUGCCAAGAUUCCAAUAGAAUUAUCUGCAAAUAUUAAGAAUUCACCAAGAAUUAGUUUUUCUUGGUGAAUAUUAUUUUGACACUUGAAAUCUCUUAUUUCCUAAAGGACAACAUCAUGUACAUUUUAAAGAUUUCCCCAUAUUUCAAGAAUGUCACUAUAGAAAAAAAUAUAAAAUUAUAAGAUUUACAUUCUGCAAGUUAAUGAUUUUAUUUGAUUUGGAAAGUUAAACGUGAAGUUUAUUUUUUCAUGCCAGAGACUAAAAUGUACUGCCUUUUUACUGAUAUGCUCUUUAAGUUAUCUAUAUGUAUAUAUAAUUUGAUAUUAAAAUUAAGGAGCAUGUGUUAAAUUAGAAAAUCUAUUGUAUAUGCCUUAGAUUUCAGAUUGAAUCUGACACCAGAAUAUCAAUGUUGAGUUUUAUUAACUUCAAGGGAAAGUUCACAGCGGCUUUUCAAGUAAGCAAAGCAACUUAAAAUGCAGGCCUAUUUAAAUUUGCUGUUUCAUACAUACACAUUUAGAUAUAAGAUAGAAGACUUAGCUUGCGCCAACCUGUCUACUGUGAAUGUAGCCUUCCUCUUAAGGGAUAACAACUCAGUUUCCCCUUCCACAUUAUAUAUUAUAAUCAACUGUAGUUAUCAUUCCAUUUUUCCUCACACCCAAGUAUCUGCAUGAACUCUCUCAUAUCCACUCUUGCAAAAAUGUGAGUUUGACCUUCCUUUGUUACAGCAGGACUCCUCUUUGUAAUUGGCACUGGGACCAGAGGUAUUAGAGUUCAUUGUGUACCUUUGUAAUCUUUUGACAGAAAAUUUGUCCAAAGCACACUAAAGUAAAACAAAAAAUAUGCUGUGAUCUAAGCCCUUAAAUGAUAAUAUUGGGGUUUUAUUCUCAAGAUCUAUAAUUGUUAAUUAAAAUGUGAUUCCAAAUGCAAAGUUAAUGUAGAUUAUUGUAGCAAAACACUGUAAAAUCUUGAUUUGCGGAUCAGCUGUAGAAAUGUCAGACUAUAGAUUUACAGACAAUUUAAGCAGCAAAAUUGUGAACUUGUUUAAAAUGUUGCUUUAUAGAAAAUUUAGAACUUAUCAGAUAAGUAGAAAUGAUGUUUUAGGGAAUCACACUGUAAUUGAAAUGACAGUUGAAGCUGAAAAUACUGUAAGUGCUUCCUGACUAUUCCAUUUGUCUGUGGAAAUUUACAUAUUUAUUAAUGUUGAAGAUUAAUUAUAUUAAGUGGGUAUUCAAUCUCUGUCAUGUUGGUAUUCCAGCAUAAUUGUUCAGAAAUGGAAAGUUUGAAUAAAUGGUCAAGAAU